CUUUCCCGCCUCGCCCGCCAUCUUGAAGUCGGGAGGCUCGUGGGUGUGAGGACGUAGAGCCCCGGAAGGGGAAGUGUGGGGUGACGGAGGUGCCACUUGGCCUCUGAGGCAGCUGUGGGGCCCGUGGCACAGUGCGGCCUCCCCGCGGCCUCUCCCUGCUAGCAGCUGUCCUUCCGCUUGCCGCUUCCCCACACUCCCUGGGGACAGCGAGGCCCUCCCGCCACGCCCGUUGCCUCAGGUGAGGGCCGUUUCUAUUCCGGCCCGGUCUACCGCUCUUCGUCCCCUCGCGGCGCUGUCAGCGGCAGAGAGGCCCCGGGCCCUCGGGGCUGAAGCUCGGGACGGGUAGCCAUGGCCGAGAGCCCCUCUUGGGACCUCGGCGUCUGCACGGGCUGAGGCGUGAGGGCCGAGGUGGGACGGGUGCUGUUGAAUUUCGCUUAAAGGAAGCGGACAGAGAGCAGCGAAAUGGAUGACUUCCGUUCCAUCUGCCUGCUGUCCCUGGCCAUGCUGGUCGCCUGCUAUGUGGCGGGGAUUAUUCCCCUGGCCGUGAACUUCUCGGAGGAGAGAUUAAAGUUGGUGACUGUUCUGGGUGCUGGGCUGCUGUGCGGAACUGCCUUGGCUGUCAUUGUGCCUGAAGGAGUACAUGCACUUUACGAAGACAUUUUGGAGGGGAAGCAUCACCCAGCAAAUGAGAUGCAGCAUGUGAUGGAGUCUGAGAAGGUCGCUGAAAUCGCUGUUGUACAUGAGUAUGGCCAUGACCAUUCCAGGUUGCACGCAUACAUUGGUGUUUCACUUGUCCUUGGCUUUGUCUUCAUGCUUCUGGUUGACCAGAUAGGCAGCUCUCACGUGCACUCUACAGAUGAUCCAGAAGCUGCUAGAUCAGGCAAUUCCAAAAUCACCACAACGCUGGGAUUAGUGGUCCAUGCUGCAGCUGAUGGUGUUGCGUUGGGUGCAGCAGCUUCUACUUCUCAGACUAGUGUCCAGUUGAUAGUGUUUGUCGCAAUUAUGCUGCACAAGGCACCAGCUGCCUUUGGCCUGGUUUCCUUCCUGAUGCAUGCUGGGCUGGAACGGAAUCGAAUUAGAAAACACUUGCUGGUCUUUGCACUGGCAGCACCUGUUAUGUCCAUGGUGACAUACUUAGGGCUAAGCAAGAGCAGCAAAGAAGCCCUUUCAGAAGUUAAUGCCACCGGAGUUGCUAUGCUUUUUUCUGCUGGGACCUUUCUUUACGUUGCUACAGUUCACGUCCUCCCAGAAGUAGGAGGAAUCGCGCAUAGCCACAGACCUGAAUCAACUGGAGGAAAAGGACUCAGCCGUCUGGAGGUGGCAGCCCUGGUCUUAGGAUGCCUUAUUCCUCUAGUUUUGUCCAUUGGACACCAUCACUAAAAGCUCGAAUUUCACCGGUCUUCUCCUUGAUCUGACAUGAGCAGUAAAUGUCAGCUGCUCCCUUUAUCAUUGUCUGUCUUAUCCAUCAUCCAUCCCAUCUACUUUAUGGAGUUCAGAAUGAACCUUGAUUGCAAAAUGAGGAAUACUGGGAAAAUUUUUAGUAUAGCAAAAGGUACUUUGGCAGCCGGACAUAAAUUCUGUGUAACUUUUCUGAAGACAUUUGCUAUUUUAGUUGUUGCUUACGGCCCUAUUCUCAGGGAAGAUGGAAUUUGGAGUUUAAGAAAGGUGAGCGGGGAAGAAUGUAGUGACUCAUCAUGAAAUUGCAAUCACCAAAGCAUCCUGCAAUUGAGCUUUCACAGCUGAGAAGAUAAACAAAGAAUGGCUGCCUUUUGAGAGGUUGAAGUCUUACAAAUGAAGAAGGGGACUCUCCCCCACUGAAUCCAUGUCGUCUUGACAAUGCAAAUGGUUCUUGUAAUGUUGAUCAUUAAUUGUAUUACAGGAGUGGGCUACACUCAGAAUUCUGGACAAAGGUGCUGUUGUAACAGGUGUCGCUGAUAGGAAAGAAGUACUGUAGAGAAGGUGUAAUGUAGGAGUAGGAAAUGAACAGGCUAAGAAAGAACAAAUUUUUCAGUGUAUUCAAUUAUUUAAGAUAAUAGAAGCAAGGAGAGUGUCACUUUGGUUGUUCAUGCAGUUGUUAAUAAGUUUGAAACGGGCAAUAUUUUCUUCUGACAUGUAAAGCACCAAAAACAUUAGCAGGUAUUAGUAAUUUGGUUCUGUGAUUACACUGCUGCUACUUGUGAGAGAGAUCCAUAUUGUCCUUUGAAAUCAAGCUCUUCUGGACUCUGAGGAGUAGAAAUCUGAUGGAAAUAGGUGAUGAGGGACCAGAGAACUUUACUGGCUCACUUUCAAGAGUCUGAACCACUGACAUCGGUGGGGACAUGUGUUGUUUCCUUUUUGUUGUUGUUUUGUUCCAUUAAAUAAAAUAUACUAAGGCUAAUGUAAUAAGAUCUAUAGGUAAAUAUUUAUGUUAUGAUAGGGUACAGAGUGUUUCUGAAGCAGUUCUAAACAAACAAGAACAAACAGACAAAAGCAAAACCUGGUGGGUUUUCAGUGGCCCUGUUAGGCAUUUUGCUUUUCCUUGGGAAUCUUGCAUUCACCUCUUACAGAUGAUCAUUAGUCUAGUGAAACUACUUGAGGACUUUUUGCCAACUGCUGAUGCCUCUCAGUGCAAAUGGGUGCUAAAAGAUCAUCCCUUUCCAAGGCACAGCGUUUUGUUUUAUUUUUUGUCAGGCACCUUUUAUCUUAUGCAAAUUAUACUAUACUUCAAUAACUGUAGUGCAUUGAAAAGUCAGGAAUGCUUGAUGUGCACAGACUGAGCUCUUUAGGGGCAAACUUUUUAAUGCUGUACCCUUUUUAAGCUAUACUUUUCCUGCACUUUUUAAAGAUAACAUUGCCAAAUAGUUUUUUUAUAUGGAUUUUCAAGGCUUGAAGUAUUUUUCCUGAAGUGCUUAUUGUUUCAGUUUGAAUGGCCGUGUCUCUUUCGUGCCAUUUAUUACUUAUACUACACAGGCCAUCGUGCCUCUUAACUUCUUCACAUUUUGUCAUUUUCCUAAUUGUCUGCUAGGUCAGUAAUGGGUAUGGCCUGGCUCUUGGAGUAGUGGUUGCUGUGUCUGUUGGCUUUGUAACAACCUAAACGUGUUCUGGAUUUGUACCUGGUGCUGAUCCCAGGAGUACUUAUUUGCGUAUUUUACAGGAGGUUAAUUUGAAAAUAGUUGCAAAGUGACUAGAACUUACCUUCUUCCACAAUAUUAUUUUGAAGAUAGAAUUGAUUUAUCAGGCCUGAACAACAUCAGACCUUCAAAAGUUGUUUUGUUUUUUGUUUUCUGAUUUACAACUGUGAAAUUAAUGGUGUGGAUGAGAUCUGCAUUCUUAAAGCAUUUUUUACAACAUAUAUAUGCAGCUAGUAACUUAGUAGUAAGUUACCUGCUAAAAAGUUCAUUGACAGAGGCUACUGCAAAUGAUGUGAGUGGUAACAGGGACAUUUACACCGGAGUUCCCAGUGUUUUUCCUUAUUUCCCCUUCAUUACCUUCUUUCCUUCUGAUCUCGCUAUUUUACCUUUCUUAAUUCUUCCACAUAACUGAACUGUUUCCAGAAGCUGGAGAGCUUCAAGGUCUGUAACAAGUCAGGAAAUAAUGAUGUGGUAACAGAUGCUUACAUGUUGUAGAACAGCAUUUCUAGAAGUGUAGGCUAUCUGAAUCUACAAGUUGAGUCUUUUUCUCCCACUAGCCAUUCAUAAUGGAGGAAGGAGUUCUCUUGAAAACCAGUCCAAAGAGCAAAUUGUAAUGAGCCUGAUGAAUUUACCUGAGUGCUGAUUCCUGCUGGUGAUGCUGACGCGCACCAGGCUGUGGGGAACCUGUUCACAUUUGCAGUGUCCUAGGAGAGCCUUGAAUUUCUCUCAGAUGCUAGUCCAGCAGCCUUUACCUCGAAAACACUACAUCUGGAAUCCAAGUGACAAGAAGCAAAAAAUGACUCUGCUGUUACUUUUACAUCGUUUUCUUUAUGCAGAGCCACAUUUUUAUCGUCUGUCAUUUGUGCACACAUCCAACUCCACUCAUUACAUCAGCAUUUUGACACUGCUUCCCUAUGGCCUCGUUUUGUGUGUAACAGUUCUGAUGUCUUAGGGGCUGUGGAUGAUACCUUUUAGGGGUCAGUGUGUGUUGAUGAGGAUUUGUCAGCCAGUCUUGUCACUGCUGGUAUAACCUUCAGCAUACUAAGCAUAGCAGGUGCCACUGGUUAGAAAGUGUCAUCUUUGCUUUUUGCCUAUCCCUCAGGUGAUGUUGACAGUUUGGGACAGCCACUCAAUGAGUCAUGGUCUAUUGGCCAGGGUAUAGCAGAAGGUGAGGGAUGUUUUAUUAAAACACUGACAAAAUUAUCAUAAAGAAGUCUGAUAACACAGUUUUCAUUUUGGCACUCAAGUGUUAUGAGACUGUUUUGGUGUUUUUUUUGUCUCUGUUUAGAAGUAGCAAAUAUUUUCUUUUUGCUGCCUCUUCUAUUUCUUGUGUUGAACUGUUAUUUUCAGUAACAGAUGAAGCUGCAGUGACUGAGAAAACUUCUGGUUAUGACACGGAGAAUAUAAAAUCAUAAACGACUGAACCAUUUCAAAUUGUUCCACAUGGAAGAUUAUUUUCUUGAAGCAGUGUAUUUUAAUGAGUUAAUGAAGUACCAUAUUUUAUCAUAUCCCCAUUCUUACCUAUCUUCCCAUCUGUCACAGUAAAUCAGUACUGCACGUAGUCAAGGCCAUCUGGUAUCAUUUUCUACUCCUCAGGGGACCUCGGUGCAAGCAAAUUCUUCUUUACUCUCUCUGUAAUAGCCAUGUCUGCUUGUGUUUCUACUGUGAGGUAGGUGGCAGUAGGUCUAGCAGAUAGCACUAACCAAGCGCCAGGCAUUUUCCCCCUUUUGUUCUCCAACUCCCUCUGGGAAAUCUAUAAUCUUCUCAUCAACUGGGCUUUUUUUUUUUUUUUUUUUUUUUUUUCCAGUUUUAAUGAUUUCUUAAUGGGCGGUAGAAACUAAAGUAAAGCUGUGCUUCUCUUCAUCUCAGUGCGUUCAGGUACUUUCCAUACUGUUCUAAUUAUUUUAUUGUUCACAGUCCUUAAAAAAAAAUAAAAAUAAAGGAAUUAGAAGGGAAAUAGUUUUUUCAGUACCUGAUGGUAGGUGCUGAAGCUGCUUUGUCAUUAACUUGUGUGAAGAUGUCACACCAAGAUAGGAGCUUUUGAUAAUUAUUCCCUGUGAUGUCAGAUGGCCAGGAGUUCAAUACAAAAACCUGCUGUUAAUUCUGACUUCAAAGAACCAUUUCCAGCUGAAUUGUGUUAGAAAAAGUGUGUUAAGGAGACCCAGGAAAACUACUAUGUUUAUUCAGGAGCUAGUUCAAAGUCUUCGAGGAGCUUUUGACAGUAGCAGAUGUGUGGUGUGGUUACCAGCUUUAUGCAGAGUAACACUUGCUGUGGAAUAAAUGUAUCUGCUGCUCUCUUCCUGUUCUGUGCUGCUUGGCGUGGGACGCUGGGGGAGGAAGACAUGAUUAUUGUUUUGGGGUGGGAGGAGAAGUGGUUGUGUUGUGGUGGGAAAAUUUGAGUUUCAGAUUCCUGUUCACUUCAGACUUGUUUAAAAAAGUAAUUUUUCUCUGAUUUUCUUACAUCUCUUAGCAGCCUUGGCUUUCCAGGGAAGAACAUGGUGUGGUCAUUGCUGUUUACCUGACUCCUUGUAUGGAACCGUAAUUUUAAUGUCUCUUUUUUCAAACCAUUUGUACACAAAAUCAUUCCAUGAAUGGCUGCCUUAUAAUUUUUCCACUUUAAUUGUGAAUGGUUAUAAAAUAAUGUUGCAGUUUUCAAUUUGUUUUAUUAUAUUAAAUUUUUACUAGGUGCAGUGCUUCA
Messenger RNA from Lagopus muta (rock ptarmigan), 5808 nucleotides. It is a transcript of the gene SLC39A9, whose product is annotated as solute carrier family 39 member 9. The record is from RefSeq and is a predicted model, not a curated record. The coding region runs from base 463 to 1380 and encodes 305 amino acids. Gene Ontology annotation, biological process: transmembrane transport; zinc ion transport. Gene Ontology annotation, molecular function: metal ion transmembrane transporter activity. The transcript is spliced from 7 exons. Gene Ontology annotation, cellular component: membrane. Lineage: Eukaryota; Metazoa; Chordata; Aves; Galliformes; Phasianidae.